UAGGCGGCGCUACAAACAUUUACUGCCAGUCAGAAGAAGAAGAAGAAGAGCUGGUUGUUUGUUUCUCUCGCGAGAUCUGACAAUACUGCUUUCGAAACAAGAAAACAAGAUGAGGUAAAAACAAGAUGGCGUUUGCUGAAGACGUUAUUGUGGCUAUUAUAGUACUGUCUUCCUAAUUAGUGCGUACAUGAACAAACAUAUGCUGUUCAACAAAGUAAACGUCGUCAAUAAUCCAUUGAUAUUCGGACUCAUUAGUCUAAGUGCACUUUGCUGCUUCUCAUGCUAGCUUAGCUUGCUAGCUAGCUUAGCUUGUUAGCUGCUAACAAAGAGACGUUAUCAACACAUCGCUAAGCAGAGAUCACGUGUGAGUGUAAAGUGUUGUGAUUGUGUGAAAAUGUGCGAAAGAACGAUAGCAGAGUACGAGGAGGAACUGUUUCGAACAAAAGAGGAGAAGGAGCAACAACAUCAACUACUGGACGCCUAUUACAGGAAACAUCAUCAGGUUGUGUUACACAGAACAGCUCCAGCUUGCCUUGCACUUUGUGCCAAGCUCUCCAGCAUUUUAUUUUAAACUUCACCUUUCCUUAACCACGGCCACCUGUGAACCGCAAACCUUGGAGCAACCCGUGGGACCAGGUUUUUAAUUACCUCUGUGACAGCAAAUAUCCAAAGGAUUUUGCCAAGCCUCAGAAGUCUGAUGAGAUCUUGUAAAAGCUUUACAAUCAAGGAUGGGCUAUCAAGGAAAGAGAGGAGGCCUGGAAGCUCUUUCUCGAGUUCCACUCUACGCCAAUCGGUGGACAUUCAGGAAGAGUCAAAACACAGCAUGCCGUUUGCUCAAGAUUUUACUGGAUAUUGACAAAUGGGUUACAGAACGUGACACGUGUCAAUGCCAACGCAAGCCUUUGGCAGCUGAAUUGCCUCUUCAAAAUAUAAAGGUGUCUGCUGUCUGGGAACUGUUAGGUAUCAAUCUGACAGGACCCUUGCCCAAAACUCCUGAUGGGUACCAAUAAAUUCUGACAGCUAUGGACUAUUUCUCAAAGUGUGCUCAUUUAUUUAUAGACAUGGCUGCCCAAUAUAUGGUCAGAUCGAAGCUGAGAAUUUGUCAAUGAGGAUGAAUUGAGCCAGACUUCAGUGGGCCUUGCAAAAUUGGGGAAAUAAAAGACAGGUGCCAUGUUCUACAUGCCAGAGUAGGUCAUCACAUUCUGAACGCACGCCAAUGAUGGGAGACUUAAAGAGAAAAAAUAAUAAAUCCACAAAUGUUCUAAACAGUAAGAAAACCUGCAGGACUAUAUUCAACUUCAGGAAGCAAAGGAAUUUCGACGACAAACAUCUGUGAAGAACAUCUUCUCCCUGAGCAGCAGGAGUGGACCUCCAGGAUGGAACAAGAUGAGACACAUCCCCCCCACAUUAAAGAGGAAGCGCAGGAGCUACAGCCCCCCGACAUUAAAGAGGAGGAGGAGUCUCGGCCACCGCACUUUAAAGAGGAAGACGAGGAACACAGCAUCAGUCAGGAGGGAGAGUAUCUUGAAAAACUGGAGGAGGUUGAUGUCACCAAGAUGGCAGUGAUUGGUGUGAUUGUGAAGAGUGAAGAUGAUGAGGUCAAAGGUGAAAGUGAGGACAAGAGAGAGGUGGAGCCUCCAAGCAGCAGCGCAACUCAACACAUGACAACAGAAUCUGAUGGAGACCACUGUGGAGGAUCACAAGCAGACAAGAUCUUAGCUCCACUAUCAGAUAGUGACGACACAGCGUCACACUCUCCUGACACUGAUGAUGAAGACUCUAAAGCUGAUAAGACAUGUCACACUGACAACACACCCUUGACAUGUUCUCACUGUGACAAAACUUUUAGUCACCAUAGUGAUCUGAAAAGACACAUGAGAAUACACACUGGAGAAAAACCUUUUAUCUGUUCAGUUUGUGCUAAAGGUUUUAUACAAAAUAGUGAUUUGAAAAUACAUAUGAGAAUACACACUGGGGAAAAGCCUUUUAUUUGUUCAGUCUGUGCUAAAGGUUUUGGCCUAAAACAAAAUUUGAAAGUACACAUGAGAAUACACACUGGUGAGAAACAUUUUAUGUGUUCAAUCUGUGGUAAAGGUUUCUUACAAAAUAAAUAUUUGAAUGUACAUAUGAGAUCACACACUGGAGAAAAAACAUUUAUGUGUUCAGUGUGUGGUAAAAGAUUUUCUCACAAGCAUCAUUUAAAAGUACACACAAGAGUACACACAGGAGAAACACCUUUUGCAUGUUCAAUAUGUGGUAAAGGUUGUAUACAAAGUACAGAUUUGAAAAAACACAUGAGAAUACACACUGGUGAAAAACCCUUUAUCUGUUCAAUCUGUGGUAAAGGAUUUGGCCUAAAUCAAAAUUUGAAAGUGCACAUGAGAACGCACACUGGAGAAAAAACAUAAUCUUGUUCUAGCUGCAACAAAAGCUUUUAUGACCGAUCAGCUCUGGUAGUACACACACAGGUCUAAAACCUUUUAUCUGCUCAGUCUGUGGUAAAUGUUUUAUACAAAAUGGCGAUUUGAAUAGACACAAGAAGACACACAAGUGACAAAAUGUUGUGUUGCAGUGUGUGUGUGGUGAAAGAUUAUCUUAUAAGUGUAGGAAACACAAAGGUGCUGGUGAGAACAGCAGCAGCACGAUCUUGUUAAUAUUCUUUUACAAUUUAUAGAUUACAUAUCUUUUUCAUUUGAGCUUUUAUCCACCAUAAAUUCAUAAGUUCAGCCAUAAAUACACUACAUUGUGUACAUGAGUUUUCAAAAUUGUCCCUGUUUAAAAAUAAAUAUAAACUAACCCACCUCUGUCCUCAUCUCUU
This is a messenger RNA of Entelurus aequoreus (snake pipefish), 2818 nucleotides long. RefSeq names its product zinc finger protein 239-like. The transcript is spliced from 8 exons. Gene Ontology annotation, biological process: regulation of transcription by RNA polymerase II. Gene Ontology annotation, molecular function: DNA-binding transcription factor activity, RNA polymerase II-specific; RNA polymerase II cis-regulatory region sequence-specific DNA binding. Lineage: Eukaryota; Metazoa; Chordata; Actinopteri; Syngnathiformes; Syngnathidae. Gene Ontology annotation, cellular component: nucleus. The coding region runs from base 1377 to 2408 and encodes 343 amino acids. The record is from RefSeq and is a predicted model, not a curated record.